Condylura cristata (star-nosed mole) is the source of this 1855-nucleotide messenger RNA. RefSeq names its product proteasome (prosome, macropain) 26S subunit, non-ATPase, 12 (gene PSMD12). The record is from RefSeq and is a predicted model, not a curated record. Gene Ontology annotation, cellular component: proteasome regulatory particle, lid subcomplex; nuclear proteasome complex; cytoplasm. The transcript has 11 exons. NCBI's taxonomy places the organism in Eukaryota, Metazoa, Chordata, Mammalia, Eulipotyphla, Talpidae. The coding region runs from base 96 to 1466 and encodes 456 amino acids.
ACGCGCUGCCUGCGCGGGUGUGCGGGCUGUUUCCGGUGUGGGUGAUUCGCUGUGGCCGAAGCAGGGGGACAUCCAGGGGCGCUCAAGCAGGGACCAUGGCGGACGGCGGCUCGGAGCGCGCAGAUGGGCGCAUUGUCAAGAUGGAGGUGGACUACAGCGCCACGGUGGACCAGCGUCUGCCCGAGUGCGAGAAGUUGGCCAAGGAAGGAAGACUUCAAGAAGUCAUUGAAACCCUUCUCUCUUUGGAAAAACAGACCCGCACUGCUUCUGAUAUGGUGUCUACCUCCCGGAUCUUAGUUGCAGUAGUGAAGAUGUGCUAUGAGGCUAAAGAAUGGGAUUUACUUAAUGAAAAUAUUAUGCUUUUGUCAAAGAGACGGAGUCAGUUAAAACAAGCUGUUGCAAAAAUGGUUCAGCAGUGCUGUACCUAUGUCGAGGAAAUCACAGAUCUUCCAAUCAAGCUUCGAUUAAUUGAUACUCUACGAAUGGUUACAGAAGGAAAGAUUUAUGUUGAAAUUGAGCGUGCUCGACUGACUAAAACAUUAGCAACUAUAAAGGAACAAAAUGGUGAUGUAAAGGAGGCAGCUUCCAUUUUACAAGAAUUACAGGUGGAAACCUACGGGUCAAUGGAAAAAAAAGAGCGAGUGGAAUUUAUUUUGGAACAAAUGAGGCUCUGCCUAGCUGUGAAGGAUUACAUUCGCACACAGAUCAUCAGCAAGAAAAUUAACACCAAGUUUUUCCAGGAAGAAAAUACGGAGAAAUUAAAGUUGAAAUACUAUAACCUAAUGAUUCAGCUGGAUCAGCAUGAGGGCUCCUAUUUGUCUAUUUGUAAGCACUACAGAGCAAUAUAUGACACGCCCUGUAUACAAGCAGAAAGUGAAAAGCGGCAACAGGCUCUGAAAAGUGUUGUCCUUUAUGUUAUCUUGGCUCCUUUUGACAAUGAACAGUCAGAUUUGGUUCAUCGAAUAAGUGGUGAUAAGAAAUUAGAAGAAAUUCCUAAAUACAAGGAUCUUUUAAAACUUUUUACUACAAUGGAGUUGAUGCGUUGGUCCACACUUGUUGAAGACUAUGGAAUGGAAUUAAGAAAAGGUUCUUUGGAGAGUCCUGCAACUGAUGUUUUUGGUUAUACAGAGGAAGGUGAAAAAAGGUGGAAAGACUUGAAGAACAGAGUUGUUGAACAUAAUAUUAGAAUAAUGGCCAAGUAUUAUACAAGGAUAACAAUGAAGAGGAUGGCACAGCUCCUGGAUUUGUCUGUCGAUGAGUCAGAGGCUUUUCUCUCGAACCUGGUGGUUAACAAGACGAUCUUUGCUAAAGUAGACAGGUUGGCAGGAAUUAUCAACUUCCAGAGACCCAAGGAUCCAAAUAAUUUAUUAAAUGACUGGUCUCAGAAACUGAACUCAUUGAUGUCUCUAGUUAACAAAACUACACACCUCAUAGCCAAAGAGGAGAUGAUACAUAAUCUACAAUAAGGGCCUCAGUGCCCCUGAUACUAUUAGAAAAGAGUUAAAAUUGGAAAUUAUUAAAAAAAAAGAAAAGGACUCUCAUGGUCUCAUGGUGUAUAUGUUGGGAUUGGUGUUUUCUAUUCUCAGCUCCUUGUCUAAAAUUUUAAAAAUAGUGAGUAAGUUUGAGCCCCUUUCAACCUUUCAGUUCCAUGAUUUCAUUGUUAACUUUGCAUUAUUGAUUGAUGCAAAACUGUAUUACGUUUCUCUUGUCUCAGUACUCAAAAAUUGUGUCAUAACUUAUCCAGAUACAUUUUUCUAUCGUUUGAAAUCUUUUUAGCUAUUUUUUGUUUUCAUUCAGCUAACAACCAUAAUUAUGACAAUAAAAGCAGUAUAUGCACGUUUACUUUCUAUGGUUA